GCUUCAGGCUCGCCGAGCAGGGUCGGAGGGCUGCGGUAUCAAGAGCCCUGGAAGGAAGACGGCGAGGAGGCGGGGACUCUUCCUGCACGGAGGCGCUGUCACCUGCCCGGAGGAGGAUCCGGAGCGAAACCUGUUUUUUUUUUUUUUUUUGGCUGCUCGGGCACACUGGAGUAGGGAGAACUCAGCCUCGCCAUGAAGAGGGCCCAAGGCAUCGAGAACCCGGCUUUCGUCCCUUCCAGCCCCGACAGUCUGCGCCGUUUGUCUGCAUCGCCCUCUCAGGUCGAGGUCUCUUCCUUGUUCCCUGACACUCAGAGAGGUGAUUCUCAACCACAAGAGCCUCUGGAGCCUCGCAAGCCACAGGAGCCACCUCCGCCUCCAGCAACUCUCCCUCCCUCCCAAGAACAGUUGCUGCCUGAGUUUGAGGAGGGGCCCUGCGGAUGGGGGGACUUCCACCCCAAGUGCCUCCAGCGCUUCAACACUCCCCAGGGCUUUCUGCUUCACUACUGCCUCCUGGCCCUCACUCAAGGUAUUGUAGUAAAUGGCCUAGUAAAUAUUAGCAUUUCCACUAUCGAGAAGCGCUAUGAAAUGAAGAGUACCCUGACAGGCCUGAUAUCAUCAAGCUAUGAUAUCUCAUUCUGCUUAUUGUCUUUGUUUGUAUCAUUCUUUGGUGAAAGAGGACACAAACCACGAUGGCUUGCAUUUUCAUCCUUUAUGAUAGGACUGGGAGCACUUGUAUUUUCAUUGCCACAAUUUUUUAGUGGAGCAUAUAAACUGGGGUCCAUUUUUGAAGAUACUUGUUUAACAACAAGGAAUAGCACCAGUUGUACGUCUUCAACUUCUUCACUUUCUAACUACUUGUAUGUCUUCAUCUUGGGACAAUUACUGCUGGGAACAGGAGGUACUCCUCUCUAUACCCUAGGAACAGCAUUUAUUGAUGACUCUGUGUCCACACACAAAUCUUCUCUCUUUAUAGGAAUUGGCUAUUCUAUGUCAAUUUUAGGCCCUGCAAUUGGCUAUGUAAUGGGAGGACAACUGCUAACCUUGUAUAUUGAUGUUUCUAUGGGACAAAGCAUUGAUAUCACUGAGAAUGAUCCACGCUGGCUGGGAGCCUGGUGGAUAGGAUUUCUUAUGUCUUGGAUCUUCGCUUGGUCUUUGAUAAUACCUUUUUCUUUGUUUCCAAAACAUUUACCAGGUACAGCAAAGAUUCAAGCUGCAAAAAUUUCCCAGGCUCAUCAGGAUAAGAGUGGUUCCACACAAGAAGCAGAUGGGAAUUUUGGAAAAAGCAUUAAAGAUUUUCCAACUGCUCUAAAGAAUUUGAUGAGGAAUACUGUCUUUAUGUGUUUAGUUCUAUCAACUACUUCAGAAGCCUUAAUUACUACUGGAUUUGCUACAUUUUUACCUAAAUUUAUAGAAAAUCAGUUUGGAUUGUCAUCCAGCUUUUCAGCUAUCCUCGGAGGGGCUGUUUUAAUUCCUGGAGCUGCUCUUGGUCAGAUUUUAGGUGGUGUCCUUGUUUCAAAGUUCAAAAUGACGUGUAAAAACACAAUGAAGUUUGCAUUGUUCUCAUCUGGAGUUGCACUUGUGCUGAGUUCUGUGUUUAUUUAUGCCAAAUGUGAAAAUCAUCCAUUUGCUGGUGUGUCUGAAUCAUAUAAUGGGACAGGAGAACUGGGAAACUUGACAGCACCUUGCAAUGCCAAUUGUAACUGUUUGCCAUCAUAUUUUUAUCCUCUCUGUGGAAGAGAUGGAGUCCAGUAUUUUUCUCCCUUUGCAGGUUGCAUAAGUUCUGUCUCAACAAGACAGCCACCGAUAUAUUACAACUGUUCCUGUAUUGGAAGGAAAACAGAGAUAACAUCUGAUGCAGAAAGUGUUGGUUUUGAAGCUAAAGCUGGAAAAUGUGAAAGCCGAUGUAGAAACUUGCCCAUGUUCCUUGGCAUUUUUUUUCUUACUAUUAUUUUUACCUUUAUGGCUGGUACUCCUAUAACUACAUCCAUCCUUAGGUGUGUUAAUUACAGGCAGCGUUCUCUAGCAUUGGGAACACAGUUUAUGUUUCUGCGAUUAUUGGGUACAAUACCUGGACCAAUUAUAUUUGGUAUCACAAUAGACAGCACAUGUGCUUUCUGGGAUAUUAACGACUGUGGAAUUAAAGGAGCUUGCUGGAUAUAUGAUAACAUCAAGAUGGCCUACAUGCUAGUGGCAAUAUGUGUUACUUGUAAAAUUAUUACCAUUUUCUUCAAUGGGUUUGCAAUCUUUUUGUAUAAACCACCUCCAAUAGAGACAAAUGUGUUAUUUCAAAAUCAGAAUACAGUUGUGACCGCUGUUUCAGAAGAAAAUGAUCUCAACAAAACCAGAAAUGAAGAGUGAAAUAGAGGAAAAUAUUUUACAGCUAGAAAAUUGACUUUCAUUUCUAAGAAUGUACCUUGCCAUUGCAGCAUUAUUUACCUAAUAUGGAAAAUUGUAUUUAAAAAGUUGAUGUUUUAUAAUUGAAUAUUCUUCUGUAUAUGUGUGGAUUCUUAUUUGCUUUUGCUCUAGGAAACAGACAUGUGCCUUCAAAGUUCACCAAAAGCCUCGAAACACACUCACAUAUAUAUAUAAUACACUCACUUAUUUUCUAUUGUCUAGGUCUAAAGCCCCCAACUAAUAAUAACUAAACUGGAAAAGCCAACAAUUAAUUAAAAGUUUACAUCAUAAAAGGGCAGGGAAUGUUUCCAUCACUCUUGCACUUUAUUUUAACCAUCAUUGCCAAUAGUUUGGGCUUAUUUAGCAAAUUUAUGGUGUAAAAUUUUAAACUAAUCAAACUUAUCUGAUGGUUUUCAGGAAUUAUUAUUGAAAGUCCAUGAAUUUAAAACCAGCUACACAAUGCACUUUGAUUUUAAAUUUACAUAUACUAGUCUGGCCUUUAUCAUAAUAAGUUAUUAAAAUAUUAGAAUGUAGGCUAUUUUUUUUUCUUUUUGUCUUAGUAUACAGUGAAUUCAGAAAUGACAUCAUUUUAAACAUAUAUUUUCACUUUAACUCAAGAAUUCCAGAAAAUAAUUUGUUGAUUGUUAACCCUUAAUUUUAUGAUUCUGGGAUAGUAUUAUUCAGUCACGUCUUCCAUGAGUAAAUUACCAACUUCUGUAAAGUGCCAAUUAGACAUGAAAAAUUUCUUAAUGAACUAUUGAUCAAUGUUUAAAUAUUCAGUACUUUAAUAUUUCUUAUUUUAAAAAAUGAUCACCUAGCACGUUAUAUAUAGUACCUAUAAUAGUGUUUUUCCUUACAGUAGUAAUCUCUUGUUGUUUGAUUAAAACAUUAAACUCUACUCUUUGACUGAUGCAUUUAUUUUGAAAGUUAAACUGUUUCACAUACCUGAUAACAUAACUUCAAUACAUUUGUUCAGGUCAGAUUUAAUGCCAACUUUAUCUGCUUAGAAAACAAAGGAAAUAGAUAAGCGAACAUCAACAAAAAUAACUUCUACAAUGGUUAAGAAUUUUACUGAUUAUGAAAAGUGUUAGUUCCUUUCAGUUCAAAUGCAGAGGUGUUUACAUUUGAAAUUUUCAGUAAAACUUUCACUAAUUUAAUAAGCUUUGUUACUAGCUUUCCUCUUCCCCAUCAGCUUUUAUCUACUUGUACUUGUUUUUUAGAAACAGUGUAUUUUAUACACUGUGAUCCAGGAUAACAUGAUCUAAGAGUAAAGCUGGUAGGAAACCAGGAUCAGGAGCACUAGAAAUUCAUGGAAUUUAAGAGAGUAUGGAGUAUUUGACCAAUAAUGAUUCAAUAACUAAUAGUACAUAUAAAAUUCAAAGAGAAGGAGUAAGUUAGGAGUUAGGCAAGCAAGCACAUUUGACUGUUAAAGAAGUAGAGGAGCAGUGGGUCAGGAACCAUUCCUACUUAAACCAGGAAUGUAUGCACACCAAAGAUCAAAGCCAGCUGAAUGGGUAGCCAGAAGUCCAGACUGUUGGGAAGCAGAAAAUUCAUAGCAACUAAAGGAACAGUGCAAGAUAGGCAUACUGUACCUUGUUUCAGAAGCAAUCUCCCUUCCCUCUAGCCAGGUGCUGCUUCCUGUUGGAGCAAAGGCUAAAUGAGAGCUUAAGCUUUCUGGGCCAUAUAUGUGGAAGUGGGGAAUUGAAUAGAGCAUUUCAUGGCUGUAAAAUAAUGGUUAAUCCAGUAGAACUCAUUAAGAGAAGUAUGAACUGACAGCAAGAGAGGAAACAAAAUAGCUAUAAAAACAUAGUUAAAUAAAUAAUCAGAGCCACUUAAUUUAGAGAGUGGGAAAAAUCACCCCACACAUAGAAAUAGUUUGAUAAACAAAUUGCUAAAUAAUUGCAUUCAUGGUGAUAUUUAGUUAUUGAGGGUUACAUUGUAUUCAGUAUGCUAAGCUUGAUAAGGCAAUACAUUUUUACAAAGUUUUAAAUGAAAAUAAUUUUCAUGCUUGAAGGAAUCAGACUGUUAUUUAUGACAUGCAUAUUUACAAAGAAUACCUCCUUUCGUGAUAGAGCAGUAUAGACACUACUGUAAUUUAUAAUAAUAGUUUAUACUUUGGGAUUUACCAAACUAUGGGUGGUGUUUUGCUACUUUUAGAAGAAAAUUUUUUCAUACUAUGUAUUUUUUACAAUUUGUACUGAUUUUUAAAGUAAGCUUGAAUUUAUAAAUUGACUUUUUGUUAAUUUUGUACAUAAUUGGAAAUAUGCCUUUAAAACUUUUGUCUUAAUAUUUGU
Choloepus didactylus (southern two-toed sloth) is the source of this 4688-nucleotide messenger RNA. It is a transcript of the gene SLCO4C1, whose product is annotated as solute carrier organic anion transporter family member 4C1. The record is from RefSeq and is a predicted model, not a curated record. Gene Ontology annotation, biological process: sodium-independent organic anion transport; transmembrane transport. Lineage: Eukaryota; Metazoa; Chordata; Mammalia; Pilosa; Megalonychidae. Gene Ontology annotation, molecular function: protein binding. Gene Ontology annotation, cellular component: membrane.